This is a messenger RNA of Yamadazyma tenuis ATCC 10573, 2423 nucleotides long. RefSeq names its product Mif2p (gene MIF2). Gene Ontology annotation, molecular function: centromeric DNA binding. Gene Ontology annotation, cellular component: kinetochore. Gene Ontology annotation, biological process: spindle attachment to meiosis I kinetochore; kinetochore assembly; attachment of mitotic spindle microtubules to kinetochore. The record is from RefSeq and is a predicted model, not a curated record. Lineage: Eukaryota; Fungi; Ascomycota; Pichiomycetes; Serinales; Debaryomycetaceae.
AUGGACCCGUUCUCCCAGUUUCUUGUUUCUAGAGGGAUUCGACGAACUGUAAAGGACUUCAACUCCCUCCACACACCACGAGAAGAUACUCCAGCUGACCAGGAUGAAGAAAUCUUUGACUUUCUCAGUUUGGAAACGAACGACGAUGCUGACACCUUCUAUCGAGACCGGCGGGAAAGCUUCAAUAGUGCCAUGCAAACCAUCGACACUGAUGGCAUCGACGUGAAUGCUGAAACCAAUGGUUCUACUAUCACACGGCCCAUUCUACGCAUUGAUCCUGACCUAGAUCUUGGUGUUGAUUCUUCCACUGAUACAAACUCAGACUCUGAUACUGACACCUACGAUCGGUACGAAUACUCCCUUGCCAGUACUCGUCCUCCUUUGGUAGUAUCUUCCACAAACCGGCAUGCUGCUUCUUCGUACGCCCGUCUUUCAGUACACUCGUCAGACCGAAGACAACAGCUUCUCAAUCACCAUGAACUCGCAGCUCCAGACGAUCCAGCCCUUACGACGGUAAUCCCCCACUCGGUAGAGAUGCUCCUCCAACGUCAGCCGGCCUCCAAAUUCACUGAGUCGCUCCAGCUCUCGUUUGUGGGUUCAUCUCGUUUGUCACAUCAUCAUGGGGCUCGCAAAUAUAAAAACAACCUAGCGGUAGCCACUCAAGACUUCUACAUCACCGCCUGUGGAUCAGAAAUCUUGAUGUACGAGUACUCUGAUGGAGCGUAUUUCACCCCUGCACUGGACCCAAUACUACGUUUCGAUACUAAGCCUCAUGUCACUUCGACAGCUGACCGGUUGGUAUCGACAUGGCCUUACUUUCCACAUACUCUCAAUUACGUGAGGACCGCCUGGUGGCCGUUAGAAAGUGCCGGCACUGUCGACUCUUCUACUAACAUACUUGCGGUGUGUGCGGAUGAUGGAGUGGUGAUGCUCUACAGUCUCGCCUCCUUGUCGUCGGCUACACGAUCUCCUGCUGCCAUUUCUGCGUCUCUGCAACCCUUUCAACUUGCAAUACGUCCUGACUUUCGUAUUCGGCUUGAAGCUAGUGCAUGGGGUCUUGAUUUCAUGUCUUAUUCUCAUGAACAACGGCAUUAUCACCUCAUUGCCGCUUCUGAUAACUCCCAGUGUGUAACGUUAUUGGUAUACAUAGAGCUGGACCAACAAUUUCACCACGUUAAAAGUCAUCAAAUCCUCCACAAUAUUCCAGAUGUCCUGUUUGUAGGACAUGGUGUAUAUUCAGAUGACACUCACUACGUUGAUGUUUCCUGUUGUCUGAUUUCAGGGGAAGUGGUGAUAUUCCGGUUCGAAUUUCGUAUUGCAGAAGGUCCACUUUCUUCUGAGUCAGGCCCAGAGUCUACAUAUGAUGUUGAUCCAACAAUGCAUCGACUCGAGCCUCCACUCCCCCGUUUCCGCCGAAUUCAGUUCUUCCAUCCUCGAGUCACCAAUCGAGUUCUUUUGAAGGAGGACUCCUGGACUACACGACCAGUUCUUCCAAAGUUUUUUCUUGCCGUAGACUCGUUAGCAGAAGUGUUUGGGGGUUCCAUAAGUGCUGAUACUGAGCUACGAAUUUUGGCAGAACUGGAGAUAUUGGCCAAAAAGGCGACAUCCGAAGAAGCUCAAUCCCAAUCUCAACCUAGUGCUGGAGGAGAGAUGGGGGAUACAAGAUUUGGAAUGGCUGCACUGUUCCAAUACUUCGAAUGCCCAGUACUCUCAUUUGAUCCACUUACCCGUUCAGAUAGGCUUACGACUGUCGACGAUGACUAUCGUCGUCUUCACAAGGUAUACAACAGAAUUGACCGUCAGGGCAUUGAUCUUUCGUCUUCAUCAUCGGAGCCGCUUCUAGUGAUAUCUACCUCCAAGAAAAUGGCCCUUCUACUUCCGGGUCUCUUCUGCACCUGUUCUAGUCCGACACUAUUCGAUCUUGUGAUUCCUGCUAACGACGAUUCUCAACACUCCAACAGAAUCUCCAUAUGCCAUGUUAUCCCCGAGCUCUCGUGCGUGGUGGCUGCGAGCCAACAAGGGCUUGUGCUGAUACUCCGUCUAACUCAACAUCGAGGAGUUUUUGGAAUGCGUCAAGAAUACCUUUUUCCCAACGCAGUGGCCCUCGCCAUAGGCGAAGAUGGUUAUCGUACUAUCACUGCUAUUGCUCCUCGUAACGUUUCAGCUGAUCCCAAUUGCCCAAGGAAUAUCAUUUACAUAAACUAUUCCGAUGGGUUUGUUCUUGCAUACGAAUUAUCCCGUACAUUGGUGGACUUUUCGAUCUGAAGAGUCAUUUUGCUGGUCGAAAUAUUUCAGCUGUUAUUGCAUCCACUAUUGCAAGUUCCUGUUGCAAAAUUCUCUCAAUACUUCACGCUGAACCGCGUUUUAUUAGUACAUCCAAAUAACUUCACGUUAAUCUAUAGAAAAUCAGCCGUUUUCCCCCG